Coregonus clupeaformis (lake whitefish) is the source of this 2236-nucleotide messenger RNA. RefSeq names its product vascular endothelial growth factor C-like. The transcript has 7 exons. Gene Ontology annotation, biological process: vascular endothelial growth factor signaling pathway; induction of positive chemotaxis; positive regulation of protein phosphorylation. Lineage: Eukaryota; Metazoa; Chordata; Actinopteri; Salmoniformes; Salmonidae. The record is from RefSeq and is a predicted model, not a curated record. Gene Ontology annotation, molecular function: vascular endothelial growth factor receptor 3 binding; growth factor activity; chemoattractant activity. The coding region runs from base 464 to 1654 and encodes 396 amino acids. Gene Ontology annotation, cellular component: membrane.
UGCUGUCACACAUGUCUGCCCUCACCUCCUCUGUACUCCAGCUUCACAUGAGACAGACUGCACUCUCUCACCACAUCUGGACCUGCAGGACGUCUAUGGGACCUGUCCUCUCAAUCUCUACACCUCUUUUCUGGUUAACCUAACCUACAAAGAAUCUGAUUCCAAAUACAAAGCCUUCAGAGGGAAACUCGAUGGCAGAGGUUUCAAGGGAGUAGCGAUGGAAACACUUGGAAAGAACACAAUGAUACAUGCUGUAUGAAGUGGAAGAAGAUCCUUCCUGGGGGAAAAUGCUGUGUUUGAAAGGCACUCUACGGGCCUCAUUUUACUCAAGGUCCGUUCCUGGCUAAGGGAAGAGGAAAUCCUCGUGCUCUGUGGGAUGAGAGUUCAACUGUGGGGCAUUAGCUGAUCCUUCAUCAUCUCCCCCUCGUCCUCCUCCUGCUCCCCCUAUCAUCAACGACACACUAUGUGGAUGUUAUCUUUAGUCAUAUGGAUUCUCAAUGUCACCAAUCUCACUCAUGGAUAUGACUAUGAUGAGUAUUACCCAGGCGAGGAGGAAACAGAGGCCCCACUGGUUGUGGAGGGCCUCAGUGGUUUAGACACAGUGUCCAAUGUGGACGAGCUGGUGGAGCUGCUGUACCCAGAGUACAGUCUGGUGCAGCACUGCCUACGCAGGAAAGCCCACCGCACCUCCCCUCCUCUCCAUGCUGAAGACAAUGUCUGGGCCUGGGGCAAGACAAGGGAGAAGGCACUGUACAAGUCUGAUGGCACCAUUGACGUCAUUCUGGAGGAGAUCCAGCGUACCAUGUGUGCCCCUCGGGAGGUGUGUCUGGAGGUGUCUAAAGAGUACCCAGAGAGCACCAGUCACUUCUACGUGCCUCGCUGUGUGUCUGUGCACCGCUGCGGGGGCUGCUGUACCCACGAGGGUCUUUACUGCACCAACACCAGCUAUACUUACAGCAACAAGACGCUGGUGGAGUUGACUCACCGUGAACGCUCUGUGGUGAUGGUGGCGUUCGUCAACCACACGUCCUGUGGGUGUCUGUCCAAGAGGCCCCUGCACUCUGUCAUCAGGAGGGCCGCCGCAGCCCACCUCACCGUGUGUUCCCCGCCAGAUGUUCCCUGCAGUAGAGGACUGGUCUGGGACCCCAACAGCUGCCUGUGUGUUCCCAUGGACACAAGCUUAUUCUCUGAGAGAGAGCUGGAACCCCUGGAGUCGGCCUUGCUGGCGCUGUGUGGCCCCAACAAAGUCCUGGACGAGGACAGCUGUGAGUGUGUCUGUCAGAACGGUCUGACGGAGGCCAGCUGUGGGCCGGGCUGGCGUCUAGACCAGGCGUCCUGUGAGUGUCUCUGUGAGGACCAGCCCGCCCUGGUGACCUGCCCAGCCAACCAGCGCUGGGACCCAGAGAUGUGUGGCUGUGUGUGCCGGGCAGAGUGCCCCCGUAGCCAGCCUCUCAACCCAGAGACGUGCCUGUGCCAGUGCAGGGAUAGCCCUCAGACCUGCCUGCUAGAGGGCAAGAGGUUCAACGCACACAACUGCAGCUGUUACCGGCUGCCCUGCAGAAAGCCACACAACAACUGUCCAACAGGCUUCUACUACAGCCACUACGUCUGCCAGUGCAUACCCAACCACAUGAGGUCAGGGGAGUGGAACUGACAAAGUUGGUGUUAUCAGCACUGGCGCCAAACUCCAGGGCCAAUGUACUGUAACUGUUUGGUGGAAACGAGGCGGUGUGUUUGCAAUAUACAGCCGGUAGAUGGAGGCUAGACUAGGGGAAUCUUUUUUUAUAAAUUCUCCUUAUAGGCCAUGAUCAAAAGGCUCUCCAUCUUCAGACCAGGGAACAUAAAAGGAAGCACACUCGCCGUUCCACAUUUAUCAAAAUGAUGCAGUCGCCUGGAUACUGCAGGUCAUGGUGUGAAUCAUGGACAUUAUUGACACCGCCUCAGAUGAAUUAUGUGCGGCUGUUAAAAUGAGUUUAAAAAAAAUCGAUUUCUUUCCAAUAAAAGGAAAUCAUUUUCGAUGAUCUGACAUUUAUAUUUAUUGAAAGUUACCCUGCAGCUCUCUGAGAUGACAAUGCCAUGAUGUAACUGGGAAGAAACACCCUGACAUGAGAAGGAAGACAAAAGACUGAAAUGUAAGACCCAUGCAUAUACAGUAUUGUACAAAACGUGUGACUGUCCUAUGAAAAAAUGAAAAAAGUGUUUUUAAAUGUCUUAUCCAAUUUGUAUCGUAUUUAAU